Molecule: messenger RNA, 5071 nt
Organism: Closterium sp. NIES-67
Lineage: Eukaryota; Viridiplantae; Streptophyta; Zygnematophyceae; Desmidiales; Closteriaceae
Source: the annotation of a GenBank genome assembly
AUUCCUCUACUCUACUCCGCUUCUGCGUCAGUUGCGGAACGCUUAGCUCCUCCUAAUAUAAGGUCGGCAACCUCCUAUUCUGAAGUUUAGUUGACGCCUUCGCGGUUGGUUUCGCCAGUGAUGGAUGUUCAGGCUGCUAGAUCGAAACGACAGGGUGGCAAUACUGGUUGAGCAGCACUCUUGCAGAUAGUAGUGGACCGAGCGAAGACGAGAGUGGACCUGAGGUUGAUUCUAACGACGGCAUGGCCACGUCAAGUAGCCACGAGAUUGAUCUGUGCGAAGUGUCAUGCGGAAUAAGCAAUCGCGAGGAUGCGAGUAACGAGCGUAGUGAGGAUUUCACGGAAGCGGAGGCACGGGAGGCCGAUGCCGAAGACUUUACUGGCGUGGAAUCUCAAGAGGAUGGUCGGAGCGAGGGCUUAGCCGGAAUGGAUUCACGGCAGCAUGGCCGGAAGGGAGAGAAUCCCCAGCAGGACGGUUCAAGCGAAGACCAGAUUCAGAUGCAAGUCGAUCAGGUGCUUGAGGACGCCAUUGUCAGCUCGUCGCAGGAGGAAGCGCUCCAUCUCCAACCAGAUUGGGAAGGUGCGACGGUGGAGGUCCCUCCUGAUGACGUGCCCAUGCCAGACUGGCAUGACGACGCCAUAGAUCUGACGUGUCCGAACAGCCAGUCGUGCUCGCCCCAUGGCGCUCUUUCCCAGGACCUCUCCCCUCCUAUUUCCCAAGACAUCAAGCCGGAUAUCCAGCCUUUCGUCUCUUACCCGCCUGCCGUGCCUCUUGCCGUGCCUGUUCCCGAGCCUGCUGCCGAGCCUGGAGCCGGAGCUGAUCGAGGGGCGGGAACCAGGCCUGGUGCAGCUGCAUCCGGUGGUGAGGAGGGAGUGAGCGGUCCGGGAGGAGCGGAAGAAGGGGCUGCCAGGGGGGGGAUGGCAGCAGCAGGCGGAGGAACGAGUGGGGAAUGCCGAGGUGGGGGGGGAGCGGGAGGAGCAGGAGCAGGCUCGACUCCAGAGGUAGUUGGAGGCGUUGCUUUCUUUGGUGCUGGCACUGGCAUUGACAGUCACACUGGUGCGCACACUGCCUUUGGUGCUGGCGCUGGCAUUGACACUCACACUGCUGCUGACACUGCCUUUGGAGCGGGCGCUGACAGUGCAUCUGGGCUGCACACGCAGCCAUGCUCCAUGGACAUAGACAUGCACGCGCCGCUGUCGCCCGACGUUCGACUGCUCAGUCUGCGGCAUCAGGAGGACUCCUGCCACGAGUCCGCCCACGAGGGCAAUGACCACCAUCUGCCCCCGCCUGGGCCCAACGUUGCGGUCAGGGAAGCCGGCACACCGCCGGAGUCUGAGGCAACUGAUGAGGGCAACACAUUGACUGCACCCGUACCUACGCAUGCUGCUCCGGAGGUUGCUGCUGCUACAGCUGCUGCUACAGCUGAUGCUACAGCUGCUGCUCGUGAGCCUGUUGCUGCUGAGAGGAUCUCUGACCCGGGUUCUGGCAUGGCUCCAGCGCCUGCUGCUGACGUGGCUGAUGAGCCUGCUGCUGUCGCGGCUGAUGAUCCUUCUGCUGACGUGGCUGAUGAGCCUGCUGCUGUCGUGGCUGAUGAGCAUGUUGCUGAUGUGGUCGGCAAGGCAACCGGUUGUAAGGCUGGGGAGCCUGCUGCUGACGUGGCCAGUGAACCUGUUGCUGACGUGGCUGUUGAGGCUGCUGCUGACAUGACUCAAGUGGAGGAGGGCCGCCCGGAGGAGGCUCGCUGGUUGUCCACUGACAGUUUUGGCUCCUUUGGGUACAGCAGUCUUCAGCCCGCGAGUCAGGAGUUUCCAGACUCGUCCGACCUCUUCCCCUUGCCGUCAGACCAUGCUCGCACCACGUGGCACGACCAGGCUGGUAACAGGGCAGCUUCUAACGAGGAUGCGGAGGGAACGGAGGGCAAAGGCGUUAAUGCAGAAGAUCGGAAUGGGGACGUGGGGGGCGGCAGCAGGCAAGGCAAUACCAGAGAGGAGCAGGUGGGAGGGGAGGGCGAGGGAGGGGGAGAUGGGGGGAGAGAAGGAGAAUCAGGCAACAGUGAGGAGGGGAGGGUAGCUGAGAGCUGUGAAAAGAAGGAGGAGAGGGGGAAGGAAACAGCGGAAGGGGCUGAAUUGGAAGGGGGGAAGGAAGGGGUCGGAGGGGAGAAAGGUGCGGGAGCAUCCAAGGUGUGCAUUGUAGAGGCGGAGACAAAUGAGGUGGAGAUGGAGAGAAAAAGUUUUCCUGAUGGUGGCGAUGGGCCACUGGUGGAAAGGGAUACAGAGAGAGAGGGAGGGGUUAGGGUCGAGCAGGACGUAGGGGAGCAGGGACGGCGAGCAGGGAAGGGUGGGGGAGAGAAGGAGGGGGAGAGAGCAGGGGAGGCUGUGAAAUUUCAGGAUGAGCCAGCAGGAGAGGAGAUAGAGAUAGGGGAGGAAGUGAGUGAGGGGAAGGAGAAAGAAAUGGGGGAGGAGAGAGAAGUGGGAAAGGAGAAGGGGUUAGGGGAGGGGGACGAGGUGGGAGGGGAGGAGAUGGGAGACGAGAGGAAGGAGGGAGAGGAGGUGAGGGACGAGAGACGAGAUGGCGAGGAGGAGGACGCAGUGGGUGCUGAGAAGAAUGACGAUGGUGGUCCGAUGCCUGUGGAUGGCCUAGAUGGGGAUGGACGCAGACCUCUGAGUGAACCGAGGGAGGGUCGGAAUGCAGGUGGGAAGGACAAGAGGGAGAGAGAAGAAAAGGAGGGUGAGCGGGGGGGUGGGGAUGAUGUGGACAUGUCAGAUGCGGGGGUUAAGCCGACGUUCGAGGCGUGGCUGCCAGUGGACGCGGCAGAGGAGCCCUCGUUUGAGACGCAGCAGAUGAAGGAUGCGGCUGAUGGGGGUGCUGGUGAAUCCUUGGAUGCUGCUGCGGGUGCGACGACUGCUCCCUCUGCAGAUGUCACCAUGGGAGUGGAUGGAGAUUCAGGCGACGCGGGUGAAGUAGGGGGUGCGGCAGUGGAGGCAAGGGGUGAAGAGGGGAUGGAGGAGAGGAGGCGGGAGGAGAGGGUGGGAGGUGUAAGCACAGCCUAUGGCACGUUCACUCGCUUUGCUAAGAGCCACUUAGUUGUCGGUACCAGCGUCAAUGCUGGGAGUGAUGGGGGUGGUGGUGGUGGUGCGGGUAGCAUCGACACUCAGGAAGACAAAGAAGGAGGGUAUGGGGAUGCACCAGCAGAGGAGGACGGGGAUGUUCCUGCUGCUAGUGCAUCAAGAGUGCCUGCUGCUGAUGCACCUGGCUCUGCUGCUCCCGCUCCCACGCAUCCAUCUGGAUUGCCAAGCGAGCCUGCUGUGGACGAAGAGGAGACUCAGCUGGGAGUGGGAGAGGAGGCGAAUGAGGGGGGCAUAGAAGAAGCGGAGGUGGUGGCGAGUGUUAAACGGGGGAAGGAGGUGCAAGAGGAAGCGCAGGGGGAGACCGUGGAGGAUAAGGUGGAGGAGGAUGAGGAGGGGGGGCAGAAGUUGGCGGUCUCUGAGCGUGGGGCAGGUGAAGGAGGAGGGGGGGACGGAGAGAGGGAAGCAGAUGAAGACGAACGAUACUUGGUGGUGGAGGUGGGCGGGAUGAAAGGGGGGGUCACAAUGGAGGUGGGCGGGGUGGGAGGUGGGUUGGCAGUGGCCGUGGAUGGGGUAAGAGAAGGAGAGGAGGGGAUGGAGGCGAGAGUGGGGUUGAGUGCGGAUGGGGAGAUACGGGACGGAGAGGAGGGCACAGGGGAGGAGCAGACGGGGCAAGAGGGCGUGGCUGGCGGUGGCAGGGCAGUUCGUGAGGGAGCUGCAUUUGGGGCGCCUCAAGAGCAGGAUGGCGUGGCUGGUCCUAACAGUGCAGUUCGUGAGGGGGUUGAGGCGCCGGGCGAGGCAGUGGCUGUUGGAGACAGGAUGGAGGGAGGGGCAGGGGAGGGAGGGCAAGGAGCAGGAGAAGCAGAGGGAGGAGGAGCAUUGGGGAGGGGGGAAACCGGAGCAGUGGUGAGUGGGGCAGGAGCAAGAGCUGCAGCAGCAAUUUCAGCAGCUUUACUGGGCAGCAGGCAAAUCUCAGAGCUCGAGGUAUCAGCUAGUGUGAAAGUAGACCUGCCAGAGGGAACUGCUGCUGCCGCACAGACAGUAGCCAAGGCGCUAGCUGCUAGAAUGGCAGGACAGGUGGCAGCAGCCAUGGGUGCUGGGCUUGACGAGGCCAACAUGCGACCCGGUUCUGCCAUCCGGGGUCAGAACAAUGUCACGGAAAGGGAGGCGGGUCGUGCUCCAGUGAGGGACGGAGAUGUGCUCCAGGGAGAUGUGCUCUUCAGGUCGUCCCACAUUGCUCAGGUGCCGGCAGCGGGUGAGGCUUCAGCGGCAGAAGAGAUGGAAUUUGACGUGAUGGUGAUCGGGAGGAGGAGGAAGAGCUCGGGGACCCCUGCUGGCACGCCCACGGCAACACCGAGAGAUGGGAGGGGGCAUGCCAGGAUAGAUGCUGCUGAGGGUGGUUUGGAUGGCAGUCCACUGGGUAUAAGCAAGGGGAGAAAACGAGCCCGUGGGCUUCAGGGCGAAGGAAGGAGCCGGCGAGAGGAAGAUAAUAUUGAGAAACCACUGUUCGUUGAGCCACUGCCACGAGGUGGUGCCACAGGUGCGAAUGUAACAACAGGUCCUGCUAGAGCUGCCACUUGUGGAAAGCCAGCUAGAGUCUCCGCAUUUGCUGGUGGUCCUAGGGCUGGUGGUGUUCCCCUGGCCACUCCAGAUGCUCCAAUUGCCCGCUCAGCUCCUGCUUCUGAACCGCCGCCAGCCAGGAAGAAAUGGUGGCAGGAGUUGUAUGAUUCACCCAGUGCUGGAGGCUCACUUAGGCGAGAUAGCUUGGGAGGAAUCUCUGGGAGGAAUGCUGCUUCGCAGAUUGACCCAUCUUGGGACCUCCUAGAUGUGAUGAUGAAUGCAGGAGUAUCCCUACCGCUUCCGGCAAGGAGGGGUAGGCAUCGCCCACAGUUUUGAAAGAUUUUUUUUUUUUGUGCUUACUACAACCUGUGUUUUUAUGUUUGUAUAUACUUGCUGGGGUAUAUGUUUCCCUUGUAUCGGUGGAAUACUGUGGUGGAAUCAAGAUG